AUGCGCCACCUUGACCACCCGAAUAUUGUCCGCAUGUAUGGCGUUGCACCACAGGAGGAACCGGUGAUGAUAGUUCUGGAAUUGGCAGCUGGUGGCAGUCUAAAGGUCAUUCAUAGGGAUCUGGCAGCUAGAAAUUGUUUACUCGGUUCAAAAAAUGAGCUGAAGAUUUCCGAUUUUGGUCUUUCUGUGAUGAAUAAGAGAGAACUGCGGUUGCAUAAGCUUCACAAAGUCCCAAUAAAAUGGCUAUCACCGGAAACUAUUAACGAGGGUGUCUUCUCUACCAAGACUGACGUGUGGAGUUUCGGUGUUUUGGUGUGGGAGAUAUUCGACCAUUGUAGAAGAGAUCCGUUUCCCGGAGAAACCAACGCACAAGCAGCAAUUCUGAUCACCGGAAAAACACCGCCAAUGGAGCCACCAGCAGGAUCUCCUCCAAUUGUGAAACAAGUCAUGGAUUUAUGCUUCGUGAGGGCACCCGACCUAAGAUCAGACUUUGCGAACCUGCUACACGUCCUUGCACCAAAUGAAGCCUCUACCUACACCGUCCGCUAA
Ostertagia ostertagi is the source of this 549-nucleotide messenger RNA. Lineage: Eukaryota; Metazoa; Nematoda; Chromadorea; Rhabditida; Trichostrongylidae. The record is from the annotation of a GenBank genome assembly.